GAUUCUUUUACUGUAAUAAACUAAACCAGUUGACAAUAAAUAGGUCUUGUUUGAUGUAAUUGCUAAUUUAGUUUAAAAAUUUUCGUUCAUCUUUUGUUAUGUAAAUUAUAAUUUUUAUUUGAUUAUUUUUUAACUCGCGGUGCAGUCAACCAUGUUUACCGAGGCGCUUAUUUUCGUCUUGUUCUUCAUCUUCGUGUCGAUGGCAUUCAAGAGAUACCAGAAGGUGCGUCUGUUGGAGCGCAUCCCCGGGCCUCAUGCGCUGCCGCUGUUGGGCAACACCUUGCAAGUGCAGGGCUCCCGCCAGCAACUAUUGCAAACAUUAAUGGAUUUCUCCAAGCAUGGCAACGGCAUCGCGCGAAUUUACUUAGGACUCAAACCCUACGUCCUGCUCAGCAAAUGCAGCUCUGUGGAGGGUCUGUUGACCAGCAGCGUCUGGAUUGAGAAGAGCCGCGCCUAUGACUUCCUACGACCCUGGCUUGGCAUCAGUCUGCUCACCUCUACUGGUCAAAAAUGGAAAUCCAAUCGCCGCCUGCUAACUCCCUCGUUCCAUUUCAAAAUAUUGGAAGAUUUCGUGGAGGUUUUCAACCACCAAGCCUUGCGUCUCGUCGACAAACUCCAGAGCAGAGUGGGUGACGCUCCCUUCAACGUGUGUCCCUCGGUGGAGCUCUGCUCGUUGGACAUCAUCAUGGAGACGGCCAUGGGAGUCGAUAUCAACGCCCAGAACGACGAAGAAUGCGACUAUGUUAAGGCUGUUCAUGGAAUCAGUGACAUUAUCACGAAGCGCCACUACUCCCCGUGGCUGCACAGCGACAUCGGGUUCAAGCUGUCGGGACUUGCGAAGAAACACAGUCAGUAUCUCAGCACGCUUCACGCCAUGUCUCUGGGUGCCAUCAAAACAAGACGAACCGCCUGCAACAAACUCAAGGCCGAAAAAGACUCAAACAAGGAGAUCCAAACGGACGGUGGCAAGAAACGUCUUGCUUUCCUGGACAUGUUGCUGGAAGCGUCCGAACAUCCCGACAGGCCGCUGUCUGAAGAAGACAUAAGGGCGGAGGUCGACACGUUCAUGUUUGCAGGACACGAAUCCGUGGCAACUACGAUCGGGUUCGCCCUCUUCCUCUUCGGCUGUCAUCCACAAAUUCAGACGCGCGUAGUGCAGGAGCUGCAUGAAGUUCUCGGGGAGGGUGACGUGACCAUCACUUCUGCUGCCCUGCGAGGCAUGAAGCUCCUGGAGGCGUGCAUCAAAGAGGCCCUCAGGCUCUUCCCGCCUUUUCCAGUCUUGGGUCGCAGACUCCACCAACCAGCCGUGAUCGAUGGUUACCAGCUGCCAGAAGGAACAAACUUCAUCAUCAUGAUAUACAGCAUCCACCGCGACCCCGAACAAUUCCCCAACCCCGAGGAGUUCAACCCCGACCGUUUCCUGGGGGCUGAGGCAGCUAAGAGGCACCCGUUCUCCUUCAUUCCUUUCAGCGCCGGGCCCCGCAACUGCAUUGGCCAGAAGUUCGGCAUGAUGGAGAUGAAGGUCGUGCUGGCGCACUUGUUGCGUACCUUUGAAGUGACGUGCAGGCAAACCGUCGAACAACUCUGCCUUAGGAAAGAAAUGACGCUACGUCCUGAACACGGGGUGAUGAUCACCCUGCAACGCAGGGGGUGAUGAUCACCCUGCAACGCAGGGGGUGAUGAUCACCCUGCAACGCAGGGGGUGAUGGUCACCCUGCAACGCAGGGCGUGAUGAUCACCCUGCAACGCAGGGGGUGAUGAUCACCCUGCAACGCAGGGGGUGAUAGUCACCCUGCAAUGCAGGGGGUGAUGGUCACCCUGCAACGCAGGGGGUGAUGGUCACCCUGCGACGCAGGGGGUGAUGGUCAUCCUGCAACGCAGGGGAUGAUGGUCACCCUGCAACGCAGGGGGUGAUGAUCACGCUGCAACGUAGGGGGUGAUGGUCACCCUGCAACGCAGGGGGUGAUGAUCACGCUGCAAUGCAGGUGGUGAUGAUUGUUGCUGCACAAUUUUGCAGUUGAAAUAGACAAAUAUUUAAAUUUCGAUCAAAUUAUUACUCUCAUACUCGUAUAUAACUUAAGAUAAGAUAAGAUAAUUUCAGAUACAGUGCAUCACGGCAGUCGUGCUGUUUUAAGAUACCGUACAUCAUGCAGUUGUGUAUUUCAUUUCAACCUUUGUCAACCUUGAUACCUCGACAGGCGAA
Hyalella azteca is the source of this 2203-nucleotide messenger RNA. Its product is annotated as cytochrome P450 4c3. The coding region runs from base 152 to 1654 and encodes 500 amino acids. Gene Ontology annotation, molecular function: monooxygenase activity; iron ion binding; oxidoreductase activity, acting on paired donors, with incorporation or reduction of molecular oxygen. The record is from RefSeq and is a predicted model, not a curated record. The transcript has 11 exons. NCBI's taxonomy places the organism in Eukaryota, Metazoa, Arthropoda, Malacostraca, Amphipoda, Hyalellidae.